UCACCAACUGGGCUCAGUACUAUCCUGCGCCUGCCACAUACAUGCCUGAUAAUGUUGAUCCAUGCAUGUGUACCCAUCUGAUCUAUGCUUUUGCCACCAUGACAAAUAACCAGAUUGCCACCUUCGAAUGGAAUGAUGCAACUCUCUAUGGCUCCUUUAAUGGUCUAAAGAAAUAUAACAGUGAACUGAAGACUCUUCUGUCUGUUGGAGGGUGGAACUAUGGCACAUCUGGGUUUAACACUAUGGUAUCCAAUGCACAGAAUCGGCAAACAUUUAUUAACUCCGUCAUUACAUUCUUGAGAAAGUAUGGGUUUGAUGGAUUGGAUAUUGAUUGGGAAUACCCUGGAGACUCAGACAGAGGAAGCCCACCACAGACUCAACAGCAAUUCUCAGUCCUUCUGCAGGAAAUGCAUGAUGCAUUUGUGCAGGAAGCUGCCCAGAACAACUUACCUCGUCUGCUCAUCUCAGCUGCUGUGUCUGCUGGUAAAUCAACCAUUCAGUCUGGAUACCAGAUCCCUCAGUUGUCUAAUUACCUGGAUCUUAUUAAUGUAAUGACCUACGACCUCCGUGGUUCCUGGGAAGGUUUCACAGGAGAAGACAGUCCACUGUAUGCAGGUCCAGCUGAUCAGGGUGACUACAUCUACUUCAAUGUGGAAUAUGCUAUGAAUUACUGGAAGAACAAUGGAGCUGAUCCUCAGAAGCUGAUGGUUGGGUUCCCAGCUUAUGGCCGGACCUUCACUCUCAGUAAUCCUUCUAACAAUGGCCUUGGUGCCCCAACUUCUGGUGGAGGACCCGCUACACAUUACACUCAACAAGCUGGUUUUAUGGCAUACUUUGAGAUCUGUGGUUUCUUGAAACAAGGUGCUACAGUGGUAUGGAACAGCCCACAAGCCGUACCUUAUGCCUACAAGGGAAGUGAAUGGAUCGGAUAUGACAACCAAAAGAGUUUUCAGCUUAAGGCUGAAUGGCUUAUGAAGAACAACUUUGGAGGUGCAAUGGUUUGGGCUCUUCCUUUGGAUGACUUCAGUGGAAAUUUCUGUGGUCAAGGAAAAUACCCAUUAAUAAGCACAUUGAAAUCUGCUCUGGGAAUUUCAGCCCCAAAUUGUCAGACACCCACUAAUACUGUUGCACCAAACACAGCAGUCCCUUCAGCAGCUGCUCCAACUAGUGGUGGUGGUAGCGGAAGCAGUAGUGGAUUCUGUGCUGGUAAAGCCAAUGGUCUCUACCCUAACCCUAGCAACAAAAGUGGCUUUUAUAACUGUCUGAAUGGGCACAGCUACCAACAAUCCUGCCAGAGUGGCCUAGUCUUUGAUACCAGCUGCAACUGUUGUAACUGGGCAUAAGGAAACAUCAGCCUUGUUCAUUGUCAUCAACAGUCUAAAUAAACAUGGUACCAGAAAA
Messenger RNA from Bombina bombina (fire-bellied toad), 1401 nucleotides. RefSeq names its product acidic mammalian chitinase-like. Lineage: Eukaryota; Metazoa; Chordata; Amphibia; Anura; Bombinatoridae. Gene Ontology annotation, cellular component: extracellular region. Gene Ontology annotation, biological process: chitin catabolic process; carbohydrate metabolic process. Gene Ontology annotation, molecular function: chitinase activity; chitin binding. Bases 42 to 1343 code for a protein of 433 amino acids. The record is from RefSeq and is a predicted model, not a curated record. The transcript has 9 exons.